Molecule: messenger RNA, 1025 nt
Organism: Schizophyllum commune H4-8
Lineage: Eukaryota; Fungi; Basidiomycota; Agaricomycetes; Agaricales; Schizophyllaceae
Product: snare-like protein
Exons: 2
Coding region: 73-525 (150 amino acids)
Biological process (GO): vesicle-mediated transport; intracellular protein transport
Cellular component (GO): clathrin-coated vesicle; clathrin adaptor complex
Molecular function (GO): clathrin-cargo adaptor activity
Source: RefSeq, a predicted model, not a curated record
GGCGAAGGCAAGCAGUGACAUCACGCGAUCGUCGGCACGCAUGCGCCCAUCAGCGUGUUGUCUCCCGCCGCGAUGGCCAGCCUCAUCGCGAUACUCGACCUCAAGGGCAAGCCCCUCAUCCAGCGCUCGUAUCGCGACGACGUGCCCGCGUCUUACGUCGAGCGCUUUCUCCCGCUGGUGCUCGACCUUGAGGAGGAAGGCCAGCAGGUGACGCCGUGCAUCUCUGCGCAGGGCAUCAACUACAUGCACAUCCGUCAUUCGAAUCUCUAUCUCCUCGCCCUCUCCAAGCGCAACUCCAAUGCGGCCGAGAUCAUCCUCUUCCUCCACCGCCUCUCGCAGGUGCUCGUCGAGUACUUCAAGGAGCUCGAGGAGGAGUCGAUCCGGGACAACUUUGUCAUCAUCUACGAGCUGCUCGACGAGGUCAUGGACUUUGGCUACCGCGCGCCGAUCACGGUCAAGCUCAAGAUCCGGCGCGGGUGGCGGGUCACAGCUCGCCCGCGUACCCUUCGCUUUCGGUUGGAGUGACGGUGGUGGGUGGUGAAGGCAAGUGCGUCCUUUGCAUCACGUGACAAUUCUGGUUUCUGCUCGCAGCGACGCGGGAGUGGGCGCGUUCGACGCGCAAAACGUCGCCGGCCACUUCUUGUUCAUAGAGGCAGGCCGGGGGAGGGGACGCGCGCGGUCUAUUCCGCAUUCUCAGUCGGCGGAGGGCGGUUUGGCAGUCCGACGCGGACGGGUGCUAUGUGACCGUAUCGCCGGGCUGGGGUAUGCGCUGAACCGCCUUGGUUCUGCUCGGCGGCGUGCUCCGUUCGCGCUCAGACUUGGGCGGUGGGUGGGGGUGGUGCGUAUCUGUCUGCGUCUCGAUUUCCUUGUCGCUGCGCCCCCCUCGCCGCCGUCCACUGCCCUCCCUCUCCCCUCCUCCCCCGCUUUGCCCUUGCUAACCUUUGGUGGCGCUGCGCCACCCGCCCCUUCUCUCGACACGUUCCCCGCCUGUACGUAGGGUAGCUGCAAUACAAUCCCUUUGCCAC